CCGGUAGAAUGUUCCGUUUUAAAACGUAAGCAUUGGAUUUUAGAAAGCUCUGCGUCGUCAUUUGACCUACUAUCGGAGGUGAUUGGUGUUGGCUGACAAACAAACAAAAGUCAUACUCUUAUCAAGUUGCUCAAAUCUCAACCGAAAAUGGCACUGCUUCCACCAGACCCGGUCUACUGUCUCAAGGCACCGAACCGUAAUAGCUCAUUCCAUUCGUUGUGCUUCCACACGUCCGAACGGCUUUAUGCCGGUACCGCCCAUGGAACCGUCCAGCUGUGGGAUCUGCAGACCAAUCGAUCAACGUAUCAGCUGUCGGUGGGCAAGAGUCCCAUCAUCGGCGUAGCGCACACCGAAGAUGCCUUGAUAACUCAGGAAAAGGAGGGCACCGUCAAGCUUUGGGAGCUAACCAACUCGGCGUACGUCCUCCGGCACGAAUCCGCCACCGAUCACGUCGGAUUUUGCCGUUUUGUGUUCCACAAAGAUGCUGUGAUAAUUCCCCGUGGGGAAUCGAACAUUUCCAUUCUCUGCGGUCAAACGUUUGCCGAGCGGCAACUCCUCAGUCCAGCCCAGGUGGACAGCAAGCUACCUCCUCUCGGGACGGUGAUGUGCCUCCUGCCGGUGGAGAUACAGGAGAAGCCUUACCUGCUGACCGCUUACGAGUCGGGAACGCUCGUACUCUGGGACCUGAACGGCUCGAAGCCGAUAAGCCAUCUGCGGGUGAGCGAAGACGAAUGCCUGAUGGCCAUGGAUUACGAUCCGUACACCAAUCGGGGCGUUUGCGGCGGAACGUCGGAUAAGAUUUUCGUCUUCUCGCUCGAUCGCCAAUCGAUGGAGAUUCGCAAAAAGUCUGAAAUAGCAAUCAAGAAUGCCGGCAUCAGCCGGUUGAAGAUCCGCAAGGACCUGAAGGUGUUUGUCAGCGCCGGACGGGACGGAAGGAUCCGCAUUUUCUCGUGGAAAAGUCUGAGGCCACUGGCCGUGCUGACCGAACACCGGGGUGAACUGCUGGACGUAAUCUACUCGGAAGAAAAGGUCUCGAUGUGGAAGGCUGUCAUCAUGGCUGCCGCCGGGGCGGAUGGACAAAUUUCGCUGUGGGAUCUGUACAACUGAUGGUCAUCCGACGCCGACGCAGCCGCCAUUGCCAGAGCAAUCGAAGGAGGAAAGCAAGGAUAAG
Molecule: messenger RNA, 1171 nt
Organism: Ochlerotatus camptorhynchus
Lineage: Eukaryota; Metazoa; Arthropoda; Insecta; Diptera; Culicidae
Product: guanine nucleotide-binding protein subunit beta-like protein 1
Exons: 2
Coding region: 148-1107 (319 amino acids)
Molecular function (GO): protein binding
Source: RefSeq, a predicted model, not a curated record